GACUGGGGGGGAUGGUGGGAGGUUUUCGGGCUCCUCGGCAGCGUCUGUUCCUGAGCGGCAGCGGCGAGAGGCGGCCCGGGCGCCCCGGCGAUGACCGCCGCGCGUUGGUAGCAGCCGUGGGGCCCCUGGGUGGCACUGGCCGCUGGACCCGGAGCCCGACUCCGAAGUUGGGCAACUGUGGACUCGCAGCGACCUCGCAGCCCUCCUCGCGCUCGGCGGCGCGUUCGCCCCCUUGGGGCGUGUGAGGCGAGAAAGGCAGAGGAAGACGGCGUUGGGCGCUUGCACCCGGUUCUCUGCCGGCGUCUCCAUGGCUGUGUAGCGGAAGAAAAGAGGGAGAGGACUUUUCCCUUGCUGUGCCCUGCGCCUGGGGUCUCCGUAGCCCGCUGCCGUCUCCGCGCUCUCGAGUCCGACUCUGGGCCGCGUGUGGCGGGGGAGUCGCCGCUGGGGCCGCCCCCGGCUUUGGGCCCUGCUCAUGGCUGGAUUGUGGAAACUGCGCCUGGCUGCAGGUUGCUGAGCGGCGGAUGGGACCUCUUCGGCACCGGCGGCCACGAAAGAAAUUAAUUCACUGAAUUGGAGGGGAAAAAACCAUGGAUUUCUAGCAAUUCAAGAACCAAUGAAGGUUUCAGAUUUGGAAUUUCGGUGUUUCAGUUUUGAGGAAUUCGUUGUUUUCUAUUUUGAGUCUUUUUAAAAACAAUCGUUGGAGUGCAGAAGCGGACCAGCAGUACUUAAUUUGAGUCCACCUGGGAAAUACUGAUUCUUCAGGAACUCUCAAGCCUGACUCCACCGCCAUGAGGUCAUCCCAGCUGCUAAUCUUCAUGAUGCUCUUAGCACCAGUAGCUCAUGGUGGCAAGCACAGUGAGCGACAUCCAGCCCUCGCUGCUCCCCUGCGACAUGCUGAUCGUGGCCAAGGAGGCGCUCUCCCGCCCCGACAUCUCCUCCAGCAGCCUGCAGCCGAGCGCGCCACUGCUCAUCGCGGACAAGGGCCUCGAGGAACCUCCAGAGGAGUUCGUGCCCAAGGAGCGCAGAUUGCAGCCCAAGCCUUCAGCCGAGCGCCGAUCCCCAUGGCCGUGGUGCGCAGAGAGCUCUCCUGUGAGAGCUACCCCAUCGAGCUCCGCUGCCCAGGGACGGACGUCAUCAUGAUCGAGAGUGCCAACUAUGGGAGGACUGAUGAUAAAAUCUGCGAUUCUGACCCUGCGCAGAUGGAGAACAUCCGGUGUUAUCUGCCAGAUGCCUAUAAGAUCAUGUCUCAAAGAUGCAACAACAGAACGCAGUGUGCAGUGGUGGCAGGCCCUGAUGUUUUUCCAGACCCGUGUCCAGGAACCUACAAAUACCUUGAAGUGCAGUAUGAAUGUGUCCCCUACAUUUUUCUUUGUCCUGGACUUCUGAAAGGAGUAUAUCAGAGUGAGCACUUGUUUGAGUCGGACCACCAGUCUGGGGCGUGGUGCAAAGACCCUCUGCAGGCUUCGGACAAGAUUUACUACAUGCCCUGGACUCCCUACAGAACCGACACCCUGACUGAGUACUCAUCCAAGGAUGACUUCAUCGCGGGAAGGCCAACGACGACGUACAAGCUCCCUCACAGGGUGGAUGGCACGGGCUUCGUCGUGUACGAUGGAGCUUUGUUCUUUAACAAGGAGCGCACCAGGAAUAUAGUAAAGUUUGACUUGAGGACUAGGAUCAAGAGUGGAGAGGCCAUCAUAGCCAAUGCCAAUUACCACGACACCUCCCCUUACCGCUGGGGAGGCAAAUCGGACAUAGACCUAGCAGUGGAUGAAAAUGGGCUAUGGGUAAUCUAUGCAACAGAACAAAACAAUGGCAAAAUUGUCAUUAGCCAGUUGAACCCUUAUACCCUCCGGAUCGAAGGGACGUGGGAUACGGCAUAUGAUAAGAGAUCAGCUUCCAAUGCUUUUAUGAUUUGUGGGAUUCUGUACGUGGUCAAAUCUGUGUAUGAAGAUGAUGACAAUGAGGCCACUGGAAAUAAGAUCGACUACAUUUACAACACCGAGCAGAGCAAGGAUAGUUUGGUGGAUGUGCCCUUUCCUAAUUCUUACCAAUACAUAGCAGCUGUGGAUUACAAUCCCAGGGACAACCUACUUUACGUGUGGAAUAACUACCACGUUGUGAAAUAUUCUUUGGACUUUGGACCUCUGGAUAGUAGAUCAGGGCAGGUGCACCAUGGGCAGGUGUCAUACAUUUCCCCGCCAAUUCACCUGGACGCUGAGCUGGGAAGACCACCAGUUAGAGGAAUCUCCACCACAGGACCCCUGGGCAUGGGCAGCACCACCACCAGUACCACCCUUCGCACCACGACGUGGAGCCCAGGCAGGAGUACCACGCCGUCCAUGUCUGGCAGGAGGAACCGGAGUACCAGCACCCCGUCUCCGGCGGUCGAGCUGCUGGAUGACAUCACCACACACCUUCCCUCAGCCUCAUCCCAGGUGCCAGCUCCAGAAGAGAGCUGUGAGGCUGUAGAAGCCCGUGAAAUCAUGUGGUUCAAGACCCGUCAAGGCCAGACAGCCAAGCAGCCGUGCCCUGCGGGGACCAUCGGUGUAUCUACUUACCUAUGCCUUGCUCCUGAUGGGAUCUGGGAUCCCCAGGGACCUGACCUCAGCAACUGUUCAUCUCCUUGGGUCAAUCAUAUAACACAGAAGUUGAAAUCUGGAGAGACAGCUGCCAACAUCGCCAGAGAGCUGGCUGAACAGACAAGAAAUCACCUGAAUGCUGGGGACAUCACCUACUCAGUACGCGCCAUGGACCAGCUGGUGGGCCUCCUGGAUGUGCAACUCAGGAACUUGACGCCAGGUGGAAAAGACAGUGCUGCCCGCAGUUUGAACAAGCUUCAGAAAAGAGAGCGCUCUUGCAGAGCCUAUGUCCAGGCUAUGGUCGAGACAGUUAACAACCUCCUUCAGCCACAAGCUUUGAAUGCAUGGAGAGACCUCACUACAAGCGAUCAACUGCGUGCAGCCACCAUGUUGCUCGACACCGUGGAGGAAAGUGCUUUUGUGCUGGCUGAUAACCUUUUGAAGACCGACAUUGUCAGGGAGAACACAGACAACAUUCAAUUGGAAGUUGCCAGGCUGAGCACAGAAGGAAACUUGGAGGAUCUGAAAUUUCCAGAAAGCACGGGCCAUGGAAGCAGUAUUCAGCUGUCGGCAAAUACAUUGAAGCAGAAUGGCCGAAAUGGAGAGAUCAGAGUGGCCUUUGUUUUGUAUAACAACUUGGGUCCUUAUCUGUCCACGGAGAAUGCCAGCGUGAAGUUGGGAACAGAAGCUAUGUCCACAAAUCAUUCAGUUAUCGUCAAUUCCCCUGUUAUUACGGCAGCAAUAAACAAAGAGUUCAGUAAUAAGGUCUAUUUGGCUGAUCCCGUGGUAUUUACUGUUAAGCACAUCAAGCAGUCAGAGGAAAAUUUUAACCCCAACUGUUCAUUUUGGAGCUAUUCCAAGCGCACAAUGACAGGCUACUGGUCAACACAAGGCUGUCGGCUCCUGACAACCAACAAGACACAUACUACGUGCUCCUGUAACCACCUGACCAACUUUGCAGUAUUGAUGGCACACGUGGAAGUUAAGCACAGUGACGCCGUACAUGAUCUUCUUCUGGACGUGAUCACGUGGGUUGGAAUUUUGCUGUCCCUUGUUUGCCUCCUGAUUUGCAUCUUCACGUUUUGCUUUUUCCGCGGACUCCAGAGUGACCGUAAUACCAUCCACAAGAACCUCUGCAUUAGCCUCUUUGUAGCAGAGCUGCUCUUCCUAAUUGGAAUCAACCGAACGGACCAACCAAUCGCCUGUGCUGUUUUUGCUGCCCUUUUACACUUUUUCUUCUUGGCUGCUUUCACCUGGAUGUUUCUGGAAGGUGUGCAACUCUACAUCAUGUUGGUGGAGGUUUUUGAGAGCGAACAUUCACGUCGGAAAUACUUUUAUCUGGUUGGCUAUGGAAUGCCUGCUCUCAUUGUGGCUGUGUCGGCGGCCGUAGACUACAGGAGCUAUGGAACAGAUAAAGUAUGUUGGCUCCGACUCGACACCUACUUCAUUUGGAGUUUUAUAGGACCCGCGACCUUGAUAAUUAUGCUUAAUGUAAUCUUCCUUGGCAUUGCUUUGUAUAAAAUGUUUCACCAUACUGCCAUACUGAAGCCUGAAUCCGGUUGUCUUGAUAAUAUCAAGUCAUGGGUUAUAGGUGCAAUAGCCCUUCUCUGCCUGUUAGGAUUGACCUGGGCCUUUGGACUCAUGUACAUUAAUGAAAGCACAGUCAUCAUGGCGUAUCUCUUCACCAUUUUCAAUUCUCUACAGGGAAUGUUUAUCUUCAUUUUCCAUUGUGUCCUACAGAAGAAGGUACGAAAAGAGUAUGGGAAAUGCCUGCGAACACACUGCUGUAGUGGCAAAAGUACAGAGAGUUCCAUCGGCUCAGGAAAAACAUCUGGUUCUCGAACUCCUGGACGCUACUCCACAGGCUCCCAGAGCCGAAUCCGCAGAAUGUGGAACGACACUGUCCGAAAACAGUCAGAAUCGUCUUUUAUCACGGGAGACAUAAACAGUUCAGCGUCACUCAACAGAGAGGGGCUUCUGAACAAUGCCAGGGAUACAAGUGUCAUGGAUACUCUACCACUGAAUGGUAACCAUGGCAACAGCUACAGCAUCGCUGGUGGCGAGUACCUGAGCAACUGUGUGCAAAUCAUCGACCGCGGCUACACCCACACCGAGACCGCCCUCGAGAAAAAGAUCCUGAAGGAACUCACUUCCAACUACAUCCCUUCCUACCUGAACAACCACGAGCGCUCCAGCGAGCAGAGCAGGAACCUGAUGAACAAGCUGGUGAACCACGUGGGCGGCGGGAGCGAGGACGACGCCAUCGUGCUGGACGACGCCACGUCCUUCACCCACGAGGAGAGCCUGGGCCUGGAGCUCAUCCACGAGGAAUCCGACGCGCCCCUGCUGCCCCCCAGGGUGUACUCGGCAGACCACCACCAGCCCCACCACUACAGCCGGCGGCGCCUGCCGCAGGACCACAGCGAGAGCUUCUUCCCACUGCUGACGAGCGAGCACACGGAGGAGCUGCCCGCGUCGCCGCGCCGGGACUCGGUCUACACCAGCAUGCCGGCGCUGGGGGCCGAGGCUGUGGCCGCCGGGCCCCCGCCCGAGGCACCUGCCGCCCGGGCGGCCGGGGGCUGCGACGCGGACGACGUGUACUACAAGAGCAUGCCGAACCUGGGCUCGCGGAACCACGUGCACCAGCUGCACACCUACUACCAGCUGGGGCGAGGCAGCAGCGACGGCUUCAUCGUGCCCCCCAACAGGGAGGGCAGCCCCCCGGACAAGGGGCCCUCGCAUCUGGUCACCAGUCUCUAGGGGUGAUGUCCGAGGUGGUCGUCGUGUGUGUGCUCCCAGACUUUUGACGCCUUGGUCCGGAGACCUGUGCAAACUCGCAGACGUUGCUUGCUUUCGUUACCCCGAUUUCAUUUUUUUUUUCCCUUUUCUUUCUUUCUUUUCUUUUCUUUUUUAAAGCUGGGAAUUUUAGGUCAGCCCAGGGGAGAAAGAUUAACUGCUGAAAUGUGCCCUGUGCCCCUCUCUUCCCUGUCCCUUCCCUCUGGUGGAGACUUCAUUAUGUUAAUGAAGGAAAGAUGGAGCAACGUGCUCGCGGUGGCCUU
Molecule: messenger RNA, 5641 nt
Organism: Ochotona princeps (American pika)
Lineage: Eukaryota; Metazoa; Chordata; Mammalia; Lagomorpha; Ochotonidae
Gene: ADGRL3
Product: adhesion G protein-coupled receptor L3
Exons: 24
Coding region: 789-5342 (1517 amino acids)
Biological process (GO): synapse assembly; brain development; adenylate cyclase-activating G protein-coupled receptor signaling pathway
Cellular component (GO): axon; membrane; cell-cell junction
Molecular function (GO): G protein-coupled receptor activity; carbohydrate binding
Source: RefSeq, a predicted model, not a curated record